AUGCACUUCAAACACACCCACGCCGUAACCCUCCUGGCCCUCGCCGCCAGCACCACCGCUGGCGCUGUCCCAGCAAAGGAGUCCUCCGCCAUCGAAACAGCUACCUCCAUCGAAACAGCCAGCGUCUGCACCCACCCCGAGUGCCCCUGGGCCAAGGCCCACGAAAAGACUGCCUCUUCCACGGAGACUCCUGUGCCAGUGACUUCUACGACUCCUAAGCCGGUCACUUCUGCUACUCCUGAGCCGGUCACUUCUGCUACUCCUGAGCCGGUUACUUCUGCUACUUCUGCGAGUACGAGUGCCUCUGCUUCUGAGUCUUGUACUUGGGCUGCUAAGACUUCGGAGUCUGGAGCUGUGCCGAUUCCUGUUGAGACCCCGCCUGCUGGUGACGCUGGCGGCUCCAAGCCGGCCCACGAGAAGCCGGCCCACGAGAAGCCCAGCCAUGAGAAGCCCAGCCAUGAGAAGCCCAGCCAUGAGAAGCCCGCCCACGAGAAGCCCGCCCACGAGAAGCCCGCCCACGAGAAGCCCACUGGCUCCGGCCCCGCCCCCGAAACCACCACCCCCGCCGAGUCUGGCGCUGAGUCGACACCCACUGGAGGUGCCGGCGGUUCUGAAUCAACUCCCGCCGGCGGUGCUGGUGGCGCCGAGUCUACUCCUUCCAACGCUAAGCCGACUGAGUCUGAGGGUACUCCCGCUGAAUCCACCCCUGCUGAGUCGAAGCCAUCCAAGGGCACCAAGCCUUCCGAGUCCACUCCCGCCGAGGGCGAGAACACGAAGCCCAAGCCCAGCGACACUGAAAGCAAGCCCUCAGAGAGCAAGCCCGCUGGGACCAAGCCCGCCGGCAAGCCCACCAAGCCCAUCAGCUUCACCAAAGCCCCCAAGCCCACCGCCAGCGCUCCCCUGAUUCACAGCACAAUCCCCGUCUCCGUUCCUGCCGGUGGCGCUAAUGCUGGUGCUGGUACCGCUUCCGCAUCUGCCUCUGUAUCUGCCUCUGCCUCUGCCUCCGCUUCUGCUACCCCCUCCAAGGGCCACGGCCACGGCCACGGCCACGGUCAUGGUAAGGGUGACAAGGGCGGUAACGAUGAAGGUGAAGAGGGUAACGGCAACGGUGCGUAUCCUACUGCUACUGGAUCUGACUUCAAGUCGCCUGGUAGUAAGGUGAGUGCGUCGGGACUGGGUGUUGUGCUUGGUGGGAUUGUUGGGUUGCUGGGUUUCUUUUACUAG
Molecule: messenger RNA, 1224 nt
Organism: Aspergillus chevalieri
Lineage: Eukaryota; Fungi; Ascomycota; Eurotiomycetes; Eurotiales; Aspergillaceae
Exons: 1
Coding region: 1-1224 (407 amino acids)
Source: RefSeq, a predicted model, not a curated record